Parasteatoda tepidariorum (common house spider) is the source of this 484-nucleotide messenger RNA. NCBI's taxonomy places the organism in Eukaryota, Metazoa, Arthropoda, Arachnida, Araneae, Theridiidae. The record is from RefSeq and is a predicted model, not a curated record.
UAUAGAUAUUAAAAUAAGGCAGUAAAUAAUCAUUGUUGUUAAGAUGAAAAUUAAUUUAACAUUAACUAUUAUUGUUUUGACCAUUGUAAAUGGUUUUAACAUGUCUUCAAGUUCGGGAGACAUAGGUGACGGUGAAUACUUUGAAUCUUGCAUAAAAUGGAUUAAAUGCAAAUUAGAGGAUAAAGACGCCCUUGAUAAGUAUGAUAAAUGCCAAAAACUGGCAUCUGAUGAGACAAUAACGAAGAUGCUGAAGAUUAUGGGAGAUAUUGCCAACAGAGAAUGGUCAGACUCAGAAGCAGCAUAUAAUGAAUUCUGCAACAUGGAUAAAGAUCAGCAGCAUGAAUUUUUCAUCCAUCAUCUGCAGCAAAUGUUAGAAGAAUAUUCAGUAAGUAUUUGUAAUAAACUUAUUUUGAGGAGUAAGACUGAUAAACAUUGGCUUGCUUUAGGCUGUAGUGCUGAGGAAGAGGAAGAAUUAGAAAAGUAA